Messenger RNA from Struthio camelus australis, 1005 nucleotides. The record is from RefSeq and is a predicted model, not a curated record. NCBI's taxonomy places the organism in Eukaryota, Metazoa, Chordata, Aves, Struthioniformes, Struthionidae.
AUGGGGGCCUGGGAAGAGCCUGAUCUGGGAUGGGAAAGGCAGCUGAAGAGGAUAGCUGGAGAGACUAGCGGGAUCAAUCUGUGGAUGGAUGCAUGGACGGAGAGAUUGGAUAGAGAGUGUGGAGCGCGGCCAGGCAGAGCUGCUGUGCAGGGGCUGUGCCGGGGAUGGUGCUGGGCACCUACCUGCAGCCACCCCCCAGGGGCAAACAUUCAUGGUGAGGCCACAGCAGUGCUCAGGCCGCUCGGCUGCAGAUCUGUGCCCCGAUACAGCGCUGGAGAGCAUCCUGGCAGCCCCCCACUGCAUCCCCAGUCCCAGCUGCCACGAGAGCAUCCCAAAAACCAAAAAGUCCCAGGGGAACAUGAGUCAGGAGGCGCGAGGAAGAGCAAGAAGGGGGGAAAGGAGAGACACAGACGCUCACAGCAGUGCUUGGAAAGGGAGGCGAGGAGCUACAUCAAAAAUUUAAAAAAAAAGGAAAAAAGAAAAGAAAGAGCAAAAGAGACAAGAGAAUGGAAAAAUGCCUGGAACACAUUAAGGGCCUCAGAGGAAAGCGGAGCCCAGCCAAGCGUUCUCAGGGAGCAGGAGGAAAAGAAAUCAUGCUUCUUCAGAUCAAAGCUUUCUGCUUGUUUUCGCCUCCUUUCUUCUCCUUGGCCCCCGUGCUGGAAUGGUGCGCUAUCCGCCCAGCUGUGCUUGCCGCCGCCAAGUCCCCAUGUAGGAUGUGGGAUGCUCCAGGUCUCCGGUGACAGGGAUGGAAGAACCUCCGGCGGCUCAAACCGGCAGUGGGGCCACGAUUACCCCUGCCUGGGCAUCCAAGGCGGGGGCUGGCACCCCACAUCCUGGUUUUCUGGGGUGGACGAAAGGAGAGGUAACGCUCCCCUUGCCCGCCUGAAUGGGCCGCUUUUGGCCUCUUGCACCGAGGACUGCUGCAUUUCUUUUUAUUACUAUUAUUUUUUUUGCCUUUCACAAUGUUUCAUCCCCAACUGAUCAUGACCCUCACUGCCUGAAAGC